Molecule: messenger RNA, 2897 nt
Organism: Strigops habroptila (Kakapo)
Lineage: Eukaryota; Metazoa; Chordata; Aves; Psittaciformes; Psittacidae
Gene: CDCP2
Product: CUB domain containing protein 2
Exons: 5
Coding region: 15-1583 (522 amino acids)
Source: RefSeq, a predicted model, not a curated record
CCCCUGGAAAGGGGAUGUCACAUCCACCUCUGUGUCCUCCAGGCAUCAAAUGUGGGGGGGUGCUUUCGGCACCCUCUGGCAACUUCUCUAGCCCCAACUUCCCAGGACUGUACCCCUAUGAGACGGAAUGCACGUGGCUGAUCGUGGUGGCCGAGGGCUCCUCCGUCCUGCUCUCCUUCAGCCACUUCGAGCUGGAGUACCACGCCGCCUGCGCCUAUGACUACCUCCAGGUCUACAACGGGGCUGACCGAGACCGGGGCAACCUCCUGGGCACCUUCUGUGGCCACAGCCGCCCGCCACCCUUCUCCUCCGCAUGGCACGUCAUGGCUGUUGUCUUCCGCUCCGACCGCCACGUGGCCAAGCGCGGCUUCUCCGCUGCCUACCGGAAAGAUGCCUGUGGUGGGCAGCUGACAGGGCUGUCUGGGGAGAUCACCAGCCCUCGCUACCCCGAAAGCUACCCCAAUGAUGCCGAGUGCCGCUGGAGCAUCGGGGCACCUGAUGGUGGAACACCCCUCACCCUGGUGUUCGUGGACUUCCAGGUGGAGGGGGGACAGGGCUGUGGCUUUGACUACGUGGCUGUUUUUGAUGGCCCCACCGCUGCUGCCCCCGGCCUGGGACGUUACUGCGGCAGCGCCCGCCCGCCCCGCACCGUGUCCUCCACCCCGCACCUCCUCGUCCUCUUCAAGUCGGACUUCAACAUCGGCGGCAGGGGCUUCAAGGCCCAUUUCUAUUCAGGUGAGUGCCAGGAGGUGUUCACUGCCAUCAAAGGGAACUUCUCCAGCCCUCGGUACCCCAACUUCUACCCCAACAACCUCCAGUGCCAGUGGAGCAUCCAGCUGCCCCCAGGCUACCGAGUCAGGAUCUUCUUCUUGGACAUGGACCUGGAGGGCCGGAGCAGCCUGACGGGUGGCUGUGACUACGACCAUGUGGCUGCCUUUGAUGGUGGUGCUGAGAACGGGUCCCUGCUGGGGCAGUGGUGCGGGCAGGACAGCCCGGCACCCAUCACCUCCCGCAGCAACUGGGUGCUGCUGAUGCUCCACACUGACCGCAACACAGCCAAGAGGGGCUUCUCCAUCGCUUAUGUGGGAGUUGUGCCCAUGAACGUCAGCUGCACCCGGACAGACUUCCACAUCCAGAUCCCUGUGCAGUCCCUGGCCCAGCUGGAGAGGAACAGGAUUUAUUUGGGGACCCCGUCCUGUGCAGCCCAGGUGGUUGGCGGGAACUUCAAAAUACACACCAGGUUCGAUACCUGUGGUGCUGAAUCCCAGAAACGCAACAACACGUCUGUCAUCAUCAGCACCCUCUACAUCGACUUUUCAGCAGGCGACCAGGAGGACAUCCACCAGUACGAGGUGCAGUGUGAGCCCAAGAGGAAGGAAGCCUCGGUCACCCUCAUCGCUGGCCCCGACCCAUCCAGGCUCAGCCAGCCAGAAGACCUGGUGGAUGCCCAGCAGCGGGAGGGGGAAGCGAUGGACACCCGUGAAAUCAAGAGCCAGGACACCAGUGACAUCGUCUUCAUCAGCAUCUGCAUCCUGGCCGGGCUCCUCAUGGUCAUCGCGGUGGUGGGGCUGGUGCUUCUGUAGGAGGCUGCUCCACACAUCUCCAGGGCAAUCCCAGCCCUACCCAGGGUGGAAAUGCACCCCUUCACCCCAGGCUGAGCACUAACACAGCUGCUCAAAUACAAACACAGCUCCCAGGCUCUGAAUGAGCCUGAACCCAACCUCCACCUCCCCACAGUGCUGGAAUAAUCCAGGCAAUAAGCAGCCGUUUCGCUUCCCAAUUUGUUUUCCUCUGUCUCAAUCUGUCCAUUUGGCUCGGGAAUGCAAUUCUUGCACUUCCUAACUCUUCCCGCACCUGCUUCAGUUCAUUUUCCCUCUGGUGCUGCUGCUGCUUUCGGGAAGGUAACGUUCUUUGCUGAUGGCUGCAAGUCAUCCUGUCAGUUAUUUCUAGCUGAACUCUUGAAGGUACAAACCAUCCCCAAAUGCAGUGAUAUUCCCAGCAAAUAUUAUCCAUGCUCCCACCCAUGCUCAGGGGGGUACCGUGGUAUCUCCACUUGGCACAUACAGAUGCAGCUCAUGGAGAUGCUCCCAGGCGGUGUUUCUGGAUGUCUGGAUGAUGUGAUGAGAUGCAUUCACCACGCCCUGGAGCUCCUUGUUUGAUCUUCACAUGUCAUCUAACCCACUGCUUGCUCUCAGGACUCACCUGAGUGCUUCAGCCACCAGCAGCUGGAGGGAAGGAGAAGGAUCUCCCUUCUGCUCUGUGUUUUCCUCCUUCCCAGCGCAUCCAGGAAUCCAGCACUGUGAGCUCUGUACCAGCAUCACUCCUGGAGUCUGAAAAAGAGCCGUGGAGCCUGAGGAGAUGCUGGAGUAUGGAGGUUUUGGUAGCCUUGUAAAGACAGCCUCAGCAGGAGGGGCUGGCUCCCCUAGGACCCCAGUGACACCAGACCUCUGCCCUUGGUCCUUACAGAGGGUGAGCUCAGCAGCCAAGAGCAUGAAAACAGGAGUCCUGUGUUCACUGCACCUCCAGAAGACUUGGGUUCCUCCCCAAGAGCACUGAUGCUACUGAGGCUACUGCCCACCUCAACACAAAGGCAGUUCCCUUUCAGCAUCACACACAGGGUGGCUGUCACAGAGCAGCCUGUGUUUGUCCUGGCAUGGGUUAGAGCCAGUGUAUGUCAAAGCCAGUGUGAAACCUUGCUGCAGAAGCAGGGUGAAUGCGGCCCUGGAAGCCUGGCAUAGGGGCCACCCACCCCAGCACUAUGUAAAACACACUGUGGUGCAGGGAGAGAUCUUAACAACGUCCAAAGGAGGUAAUUCAAGGGCGAAAAAUUGAGCUUGGGGGCAGUGGGUAAUCCAGGAGCCUCUUUUUUGAUAGCACUACCUCUAAAUGUGAAUCCA